UUGUCCGCUGCUCUAUUUCCUCUACCCUUUUCCUCCCCUUUCCGCGCCGUAUCGUUUGGGUCUCCAAAACCCUCUUCGCCGUUCUCAUCCCCACCGCUACCACUUUUCGUGAGUACAUCUCGAUCGCAUCUCCUUAGCUUUACUUCCCUCGGUUGUUCUGGGAAUCGGUUCUUCGCUGGUCGCCGCGGUCGCACUCCUCCGCCAGAUCUCCUCCUUCCGUUAAGUGUAUGCAACUGGUUAGGUAGCUACUGCCGCUGAGCUGUACCAACGGGACUUCAUGAUGAAGUUUUUCUUGAUGUUGUUGUAUGUGGUGGCGCUGUGGCUAAAAAUUUUUUGCACAAUAGCUAGAAAUUGUCUUGAGAGAAGUCACCCUGGAAUCAGCAUGGGUAUCUACCUAAGCAGUCCAAAAACUGAGAAAUUUUCUGAAGAUGGUGCCAAUGCCAGGCUUAGGUUUGGUUUGUCAUCUAUGCAAGGAUGGCGUGCAACUAUGGAAGAUGCGCAUGCUGCUGUGCCGGAUCUUGACAAUUGCACAUCAUUCUUUGGCGUUUAUGAUGGUCAUGGAGGAAAAGUAGUAGCCAAAUUCUGUGCAAAAUACCUGCACGCUGAAAUUCUCAAGUGUGAGCCUCAGUUGGGUGGUGAUUUAUCUGCUUCAGUACAAAAAGCAUUUUUAAGGAUGGAUGAGAUGAUGAAAGGACAGAGAGGAUGGAGGGAAUUAGCUGUACUGGGGGACAAAAUGGACAAGUUCACAGGUUUAAUUGAAGGAUUGAUAUGGUCCCCAAGGGGUGGUUAUUCCAGUGAACAUUUAGAUGAAUGGGCAUAUGAGGAGGGACCACAUUCUGAUUUCUCUGGACCGACAUCUGGAAGCACAGCUUGUGUGGCAGUCAUUAGAAACAACCAACUCAUUGUUGCAAAUGCUGGUGAUUCUCGUUGUGUACUCUCGAGGAAGGGUCAGGCAAUUAGUUUGUCAACAGACCACAAACCAUAUCUUGUUGAGGAGAAGGAAAGGAUCGUAAAAGCAGGUGGUUUUAUUCAAGCAGGACGAAUAAAUGGAAGCUUAAACCUCACUAGAGCAAUUGGCGACAUGGAAUUCAAGCAAAACAAGUUUUUACCUGCUGAGAAGCAAGUUGUGACAUGCAAUCCAGACAUAAACAUUGUGGAGCUAUGCGAUGACGAUGAAUUUCUCAUUUUAGCCUGUGAUGGAGUCUGGGAUUGCAUGACAAGCCAGCAACUGGUGGAUUUCAUCAAUGAGCAUAUAAAAACGGAGAGCUGCCUGUCUGCAGUCUGUGAAAGAGUGUUGGACCGGUGUCUGGCACCAUCCACCAUUAGUGGAGACGGAUUGGACAACAUGACGAUGAUACUGGUGCAAUUUAAUAAGCCUAUCAGACCUGAUGCUCCUCAUCCAUAAAAAUGAUGAUGCAGGGGUGAGACUGAAGCUCCAAGUGAUCCUGCUGUAGAUUUGAAGUGUGUUGUACAUAGCAAUAUAUCCUCUUGAAGGUUACAGCGUAUACAUUUGGACAAAAUCAUCAUAUGGCACUGAAUUAGUUGUGGGCGAUCCCAAAGUUGCCAUCCUUAACCCGAUAGUUAGUAUCGAAUGUAUAAAGCAGUAUUCAUUUGGUUUAUGGAGUGCCUUAGAACUAAAUGGUUGACUUUACUCUUCUCA
This is a messenger RNA of Musa acuminata AAA Group (dessert banana), 1660 nucleotides long. RefSeq names its product probable protein phosphatase 2C 11. The transcript is spliced from 13 exons. NCBI's taxonomy places the organism in Eukaryota, Viridiplantae, Streptophyta, Magnoliopsida, Zingiberales, Musaceae. The record is from RefSeq and is a predicted model, not a curated record. Gene Ontology annotation, biological process: protein dephosphorylation. Gene Ontology annotation, molecular function: protein serine/threonine phosphatase activity; cation binding. The coding region runs from base 278 to 1405 and encodes 375 amino acids.